This is a messenger RNA of Pogonomyrmex barbatus (red harvester ant), 789 nucleotides long. Its product is annotated as tyrosine-protein kinase receptor torso-like. Gene Ontology annotation, molecular function: transmembrane receptor protein tyrosine kinase activity; ATP binding; protein binding. Gene Ontology annotation, cellular component: plasma membrane; signaling receptor complex. The record is from RefSeq and is a predicted model, not a curated record. NCBI's taxonomy places the organism in Eukaryota, Metazoa, Arthropoda, Insecta, Hymenoptera, Formicidae. Gene Ontology annotation, biological process: positive regulation of kinase activity; protein phosphorylation; cell surface receptor protein tyrosine kinase signaling pathway.
AGAAGUGCUUAUACAUUAUACGAUAAUUGUAAAUGUUUACUUCAAGGUUUUUUACUUUUCAUACAGACCAAUGUGAAUCAAAUUAUAAAAAUACGCGCACGAUUGCUAAUCAUUUGUAUGAUAUUCAACAAGAUGUGAUAAAAUAUACGGAAAAUAUUACUUCCGCAGAUUUAUUGAAUUUUGCUAGACAAGUAGUUACAGGAAUGGAAUUUUUAUCUUCUAAUCGGAUUGUACAUCGUGAUUUAGCUGCUCGUAAUGUAUUAGUGCGACCAGAUAGAGUAGUGAAAAUUUCAGAUUUUGGUCUCAGCCGAGACAUCUAUCAAGAGAACGUUUAUCGAAAAAAAGGUGACGGUAAAUUGCCUUUAAAAUGGAUGGCGAUCGAAGCUUUAACGCAUCAAAUAUAUACUACUUACAGUGACGUAUGGGCUUUUGGUAUCUUAUUGUGGGAAAUAGUUACUUUAGGUGCCAUGCCAUAUCCUGGUACUCCUACAAAUAAAAUUUUGCAACUUCUUAAAUCUGGAUAUCGAAUGGAAAGACCGUCAAAUUGUAGUCAGGAAUUAUACAACAUAAUGUAUUCAUGUUGGAACAUAAGACCUCAAAGUAGACCUACUUUUACGGAAUUAAAACAAAGUUUGGACAAAUUGCUUAGUAAUUAUUCGGAAAACAAAUACUUGAAUCUGUGCGAUGUUCUGUACGAAUCAGCAAAUGAAUAUAAUGAAUCAAGAUCGAUUAAAGCAUGUUAAAUAGAAAAUGUGUAAUAUAUAAAGAAAUAAAGCACAUAACUAUUAA